This is a messenger RNA of Gopherus evgoodei (Goodes thornscrub tortoise), 5031 nucleotides long. It is a transcript of the gene ERGIC2, whose product is annotated as ERGIC and golgi 2. The record is from RefSeq and is a predicted model, not a curated record. The transcript is spliced from 17 exons. Gene Ontology annotation, biological process: retrograde vesicle-mediated transport, Golgi to endoplasmic reticulum; endoplasmic reticulum to Golgi vesicle-mediated transport. Lineage: Eukaryota; Metazoa; Chordata; Testudines; Testudinidae. The coding region runs from base 335 to 1477 and encodes 380 amino acids. Gene Ontology annotation, cellular component: endoplasmic reticulum; membrane; COPII-coated ER to Golgi transport vesicle.
UAGACAGGCACAUUCUCUGUCCCUUCCAGCCGCCCCGUCUCGGUGCUCGCUGGCGGUAGGGCACGCGCGGCCUUCUCAUUGGCGCGGAGAACACCUGCUCCAGAGCCGGAGACGCAGACACGGGCCACGGGGCUGCCAGAGCGGAGCGCGGGGAAGCGCUCGCCGCUGCUCCGUCACUGGCCGGCCGGGCCGCGAGAGCCUCACUUCACAAUACCUAAGAACAUCAAGAGAGACAAAGGGUCAAGUACCUCACUCAGCCCUUCCUAAAAACAGUAAGACAAUCAUCAGGACAAGAGUGAAUAUAUGAAGGAGGAAGUAGGGGAAUGUGCUGAAGAUGAGGCGACUGAAUCGGAAGAAGACGCUGAAUUUGGUGAAAGAGUUGGAUGCCUUUCCAAAGGUUCCUGAGAGCUACGUAGAGACUUCAACAAGUGGUGGAACAGUUUCUUUAAUAGCAUUUACAGCUAUGGCUUUAUUAACCAUAAUGGAGUUUAUGGUGUAUCGAGACACCUGGAUGAAAUAUGAAUAUGAAGUAGACAAGGAUUUUACUAGUAAAUUAAGAAUGAAUAUAGAUAUUACUGUUGCCAUGAAGUGUCAAUAUGUGGGGGCUGAUGUUUUGGAUUUAGCAGAAACAAUGGUUACCUCUGCAGAUGGUUUAGUUUAUGAACCAGUAAUAUUUGAUCUGUCUCCCCUGCAAAGAGAGUGGCAGAGGAUGCUGCAGUUAAUUCAGAGUAGGCUGCAGGAAGAACACUCCCUUCAAGAUGUGAUAUUCAAAAGUGCUUUUAAAAGUGCUUCAACAGCAUUGCCACCAAGGGAGGAUAAUUCAUUACUGCCUCCAGAUGCAUGCAGAAUUCAUGGUCAUCUCUAUGUCAAUAAAGUGGCAGGAAACUUUCACAUAACUGUGGGCAAGGCAAUUCCUCAUCCCCGAGGCCAUGCACACUUGGCAGCCCUUGUGAGCCACGAUUCAUACAACUUCUCUCAUAGAAUAGAUCACUUGUCUUUUGGAGAGCUCAUUCCAGGAAUUAUUAAUCCUUUAGAUGGGACAGAAAAAAUUGCAUCAGAUCACAACCAGAUGUUCCAAUAUUUUAUCACAGUCGUGCCAACAAAACUCCAUACGUAUAAAAUUUCAGCAGAAACUCACCAGUUUUCCGUGACAGAAAGGGAAAGAGUGAUUAACCAUGCAGCUGGCAGCCAUGGGGUAUCAGGGAUAUUCAUGAAAUAUGACAUCAGUUCACUUAUGGUGACAGUAACAGAAGAACACAUGCCCUUUUGGCAGUUCUUAAUAAGACUCUGUGGUAUUAUCGGUGGAAUUUUCUCAACUACAGGCAUUUUACAUGGCAUUGGAAGAUUCAUAGUGGAAAUUAUCUGCUGUCGUUUCAAACUGGGCUCUCACAAACCUGUCCUACUUCCGGAUGGCCACGUAAACAACCACUUACCUCUAAUUACAGACAACAGGCUAAACUCGAUCUCCAGCAAGUAAGAAACCACCUCUCUGCUAUGGCUUAGAAAAAAAAUGAAUGUCUUGUGAUUAGGAGGGCCACAACACUGAUUUUCAAGAAGAGACACGUACUCUGCCUGCUGCUGGAACAUAAGCUUUGACAAAUAACGGGAGAGCAAGAGGAGGGAGAAAAGAUUGAAAAACAAAUGGCUAAGUACAGCAAAGCAGUUUUACUAAAUACUACAGAAGCAAGUAAACUGAGUCAGCCAGUGAGUCUGCUGGACUACCCAGGGUAUAAUAAAGACAAUCACCAAGGAACAGGUGAUGGCAGAGAAUCUGAAUAAAUUUCUCUGUAGUGUAGGUGAUGAGGAAAAGUUAAAAUUUACAGGUCAUGAAAGUUUUUGGUUUUUUGUUGUUGUUUAAGUAAAUGGAGCAUCCUGAGCUUUAUGCUGGAAUACGUUAGUGGAGUUGGUGGCAUUGAGAAACUAAAGAACUAAGUACUAUAGCUGAACUACUAACCAAAACAUGUCGUUAAGAAACACAGCUACUCCGCCAGAGAGUACACAGAGUAUAGGCUGAUUUAUACCACCCUGAUUUUUGUAAAGCUAAUGCCUCUUUAAGCUGUGAGAAUUGUGCGGAAGAGUAUUAAAUAAAGAGUGGGAAGGGAAUAACCUGUGCAUUGUUUGGUUGAUUGAAAAAGUCCCAAAUUUAGAGAAACUAGGUCAUCUGAGGACAGAAGUAAAGUUUUGUCAUAGAUUAAAACUGACUGAGAUGGGAAACAAAGGUCUUGGCUACCUUAAGCAAGGAAACCAUCACACAGUGAGACUGCAUUAAGUGGCAUGGUGCAUCGUGUGUCCUUGCAACCAUGUAGUGCACCCACACAGUAAUGCCGUUCAUGGUGGAACCAGGCUAGUGCAUUCACGUGAGUCUUGUAUUGCAACUGUGAUACCAGAGCAUUCCAUCAUGUAGUGCCUAGCACCUUUGCAAGGAGCAGGGGCUUUUGGGGUAACUUCCAGAUAUGAGGCACUGCGUUGUGGAAUAGUUAGAGGCAGUUGUACCAUUGUAGCUGCCAUGCUAGUUGCUACAUGUCUGUACUGGGGUGAAGUCAUUAUAGUCAGCACCAACUCAUCUAGAUCUGAACUGAAGAUCUUGUACCAAGUGUUGCAGCUAACUAACAUUGCAGCCGCACCUUGGACAGCCGUUCUGUGUGGCUGCAAGAAGGUACACAAGGGUUGCAAGCUAAGUCAGCUUAUUACAAUGGUUUCUUGUAAUGCUUCAUUGCUUUGUGUAGCUGGGCAAAAGAGUAGGGCUAAGUGUAAGAGUGUGGCUUCCCAGUGACCAGUAUGAAUGCUAGCGUUGUUCAGUAAGUAUUCUGGAAGGUUGGCUGGACAGGAAACUAGUGAAGUUGCAUCUUAAAUAUAACUUCUCUUGAGUUAGUCAAGUUUAGGGAAGAUAGUGACCAAAGAAAGAUAUAAAAUGUGUAUUUGGACAAUGUGAUGGUUGGUGACAGUUACUGUAAACAAAUGUAAGGAAACAUCCACAGGAGGGAAUAUUUAAACCAUUCAGAGAGUCAUUCAUUCUGAAUUUGUUACUUCUUUGUAAGUUCUUCAGCUCCAACUCCCUCAAGCCAGAAUCUUCCGCUGCUGCCGCUCUUGCAGACUAUUCUCCCUCCUGCUUCUGCUUGCACUGGUUCUGAUGACCAACGUUUUUGUUGGUCUCUGCUUAAUGCUCUCCAGAUUGUCCACAUUGUUCAUAGUGUAGUGCCCAAAUACUGGAAACAGUACUCCAGCUGAUGCUUCACCAGUGCCAAGUACAGCAGGACAAUUGCCUCUUGUAUCUUACAUAUGGUACUCCUGUUAAUACACCCAGAAUAUAAGCCUUUUUUGCAGUUGCAUCACAUUGUUGACUCAUACUCAAUUUGAGACCCACUAUAACCCCCAGAUCCUAUUCAGCUCCACAACUGCCUGCCGAGUUAUUUCUCACUUUGCAUUUGUACAUUUUGAUUUUUCCUUCCUAAGUGUAGAACUUUGCACUUGUCUUUAUUGAAAUUCAUUUUACUGAUUUCAGACCAAUUCUCCAGUUACUUGAAUGUUUUGGGAUUUCAAUAUCAUUGUGUCCAAAUUAAACCCAUCUCCCAGGUGCUAGAAACCUCCUACAAACACUGGACAUAUACUCCAAGCAUCUGAAAGCCCUCAGAUUGGUUGGUUUUCAGGUGCCCACCACCUAGAAGCUGCAUUGUGUUCUAAGAGGUCAGAAGACAGAACAGUUCAGAAUCUGUUAUAACAGCAUUCUAGAAAUUGAGUGUGUUAGAACAGCUACCUUAGAGAGCCCGUAGCACCGGAGCUGCACCAUUGUAAGCUCUUGGUGUAGCUGGAGCCUCAGUCCUGAACAGCAACAGCUCCAGCCAAAAACUGGACACAAGGUUGAGUUUCCAGAAAUAAAGGCACCCCAAAACUUCCUGAAAAUGCUGGUUAGGGCUAUUAAAUGUGGGAAGGCAAAGAGUAAGAUGCAAUAAUGCAGAUAUAUAUAGCUAUAAAUAUAAGUACAGUGAAGCCAGUUGGGAGACUCUUCAUAUCUUGUAUCAUAAUACAAGAACCAGAGGGCACUUAAAAGACAAGACAUUUUAAAUGGAUAAAAGCAAGAUGGUUAUGCAAGAUAUAGUUAAGUAGAACUCUUUUCGUGAGCUGGGUAAGGAACAAAUUUCUGUUUCUUUCCUCUCCAUGCCCUUGCACAGACUUGUGAUUAAUAUAUGUUUCUGACUGUUAAGUUGUCGGAUCCCCUUCUUCAUCCGCCAUAGGUGGCUGCCAGAGGCAGGAUGUGAGCCUAGACGGAAAAGUGAUCUGACCUGGUAUGGCAUCUGCCAUAUGCCUUAAAGAAAAUACAGAUGAUGUGUCCAUGAGAGAAACGUGAAGGUCAGAAUCAGGAUGACCAUACUCAUGAUCAAAGACAGGCGUGAGUCUCAACAUUCAGGGCCCAAGCAUCCACCAAAUAUUUUAGUGCUUGUUUCCUUUUAAGGCUGUUGGGCUGCUCGAGGUUUGCUUUUAGAUAUUUGUGCUGCUUUUUGACUUUUUCAUUAAUAUCAUUUUAUAACUUAUUUGCACUUGCAGCCUCCUUGCCUUGGAAAGCUUAAUCUGUCCCACCUCUUGGCUUCUAGUGCCAUACCACAUAAGCCAUACAAUGUACUAGCCAUCCUUUCCGAGCUGCUCCUGGCUGCGGCUUGUUUCACUUCCUUAUUGUUCAGCCUGGUGGCUGGUUGCCCUUGUUGCAGCUAAAUCGACGCUGAGUCUCGCUAUUGUUACUACUUUGCUUUCUUCCUUUGCCUUUGUAGCUUCAAAUCCAGAGUUGGACUCAGAGGAGGCAAAGUGAAGGGAAUAAUUUGAGUGCAUGGAUAAGGCAGAGAGAAAUUCUGCUUCAGACUUUUCUAGAGGAAAUGUUGUGGGGGGCAUUUACUGGGGUGGAAUUAAGAAAAUCACUGAUGUGAAAAUCAUCCAAGCAAAACUGCCUAAUUUGUGAGUUUAGAUGAGGGUACUUGGGCAGCCCCUUGUAAUGUUAUGUGUGUGUGUGUGUGUGUGUGUGUGUGUGUGUGUGUGUGUGUG